AUGGCCACAGUUGUAACAGCAAAUGAAUCCCCAGGUGACUUAGAAGAAGGCCAGGCCAGGCUUAAAAGCACUCGUAGAGUCAGCUGUGUGCGAGAUAUCACUUACAAAGUUAUACCAUGCUGCAUUGUGAGCCUUAUCUUGGUCUCUGCUGGUGGCGUCCUCAUCGCAACUCUUGCCUAUAACAAGCCCGUACCUCAGAAGCCAGUAAUCGUAAUAUCUAUUAUGCUUGCAGUAUUAUUUUUCAUCUUCGGUAUAGGGGGGUGUUAUCUUUACCGCAUGAAGCACUACCCUCCUCUGACAGAAGGUCCUAAUGCCCCAGACCGCCCACCGGUAAAAACUUGGAAAGACAAGAUUAAAAGAUGUUGUGAAUUAAUAAUAGAAAAACUCAGUGACGACAAAACCGCCAAUGAUCCACCGGCAAACGUUCCUCCUUUCCCUCCACAGCCAGAGGCAUUGAACGGCCCGGCUGAACUGUCCGGGGCUAAUGAUCAGGAAUCACCGUGGCAGGAGGCUAUAGAGCAACCACCUAACGCACAGCUAUCCAAUACAGCUAGAUGCCAUAAUCCCGUUAAUCGCGACCCGAGAAACCACGACGGAUCAACACAACCAACCCGUCGGAUAUCUCGCCGCCCAGUACCUAAUUCUCAUUACAAUUCUAUGCAAGCAAAUCAUACAAUACCUAGGAGGCCGGGAAGCAACUAUACUGCUUAUAGUCCUAAUUCUCAAGUGGACAGCUUCCCUAUGGAUGGGCCAUCUUACUGUCACGGCUAUCCUUAUACUCCGUCUCCCCGACGUCGGGAACCGAAACCGAAAGGGCCAAGGCCGGAACCGCAACCGAGUGUGCCUGAAUUUCCAUGGCCAGGUCGCCAGGCCGCACGACAUGUCGGCCCUCAGAUAUAUUUCACAUAUAUCUCGGACAGCAUCAAUAGACAAGCAUUUGCAGAUAUAUUUCCUAAACCUGUUCGAGGUAGACUUUACAUGUUUGAGGACCUCCCGAUCUCAGCAGGUAUUAGUCCAGAAGCGGCUAAGCCUGAGCAACGAAGUCGGCAGCAUAGGAAGAAACCAAGUAAACAACAAGGGAAUGCCAGCCCACCAAACAGCCCUGUUACCGAGUCCGAGGAUUCGCCAAUCAACACACCAUCACCAUCGCCCAAGCAAAAGCCAAGCUCGCAAAAGCCAGCAAGGAAAGACUCUGACAUAACUGCAAUCUCCCAUCAAGCCAAGGAAAAGGCAGACGAAAAGGGCAAAACGAAAGACACAAGCCCCAGAUCCUCGCCUAAACCCCCGCAUCGUCGCACUAAACCAGAGCAGCACGAGGCGAUCAAAAAGGGGCUGCGCUCUCGCACGACUAUAGACAGCAGCGGAGAAGGGGACCAAGAACACCGAGGCCCUAGAGCCCUAGCCGACAUUAAGAGAGACAUCGAAGAACUAAGCGAGAGGUGGCAGCAACUACUUCACGAAGCGCGUCUGUCGGGAGAACCAUCAAGGGGACAAGCAUGGCUCAACGGUACAUGGGCCGGGUAUUCCGAUUUUUCGGAUCAGAGGCACUCGAGAACAUCAACGGGGGUCCAUAGCUCAAGGUCUAGCAGCACCCCGUCCAUGGCUGUCUCUGAGAGUAGCCCUACAAGAUCUUGUGACUGGUAGUUACGGUGGUUAAGGGAGACGUGGGGUGGAAUGAUAGACUGUAAAUGUAGCUGGAAC
Messenger RNA from Daldinia decipiens, 1701 nucleotides. RefSeq lists its product as uncharacterized. Bases 1 to 1644 code for a protein of 547 amino acids. Lineage: Eukaryota; Fungi; Ascomycota; Sordariomycetes; Xylariales; Hypoxylaceae. The transcript has a single exon. The record is from RefSeq and is a predicted model, not a curated record.